Molecule: messenger RNA, 1767 nt
Organism: Phalaenopsis equestris
Lineage: Eukaryota; Viridiplantae; Streptophyta; Magnoliopsida; Asparagales; Orchidaceae
Product: Fanconi anemia group J protein homolog
Exons: 19
Coding region: 1-1767 (588 amino acids)
Biological process (GO): double-strand break repair involved in meiotic recombination; nucleotide-excision repair
Cellular component (GO): nucleus
Molecular function (GO): DNA binding; ATP binding; hydrolase activity, acting on acid anhydrides, in phosphorus-containing anhydrides
Source: RefSeq, a predicted model, not a curated record
AUGGUAGUACUUGAUAUCUGUUAUCUUUCCCAGGCAUCACGGAAGCACUAUUGUACCAAUAAAUAUGUAUGUGGUAAAGAAAACGUGGACGAUGUAUGUAAAUUGCUCCUAAAGGACACCAUUGGAGGAUGUCUUGAGUUCAAAAAUGCAAACAAAGUCAGAAAUCAUCCUUCUCUUCAGAUUGGUGGGUGUUUUGAGGUUCAUGAUAUAGAGGACCUAGUAAGCAUUGGCCAACGUGUAAAAGGUUGUUCGUACUUUGCUGCUCAAACUCUUGCGGCUGAAGCACAGUUAGUCUUUUGCCCAUAUAGCUACAUCAUAAAUCCAAUUGUUCGGAGAGCUAUGGAUGUUGAUAUCAAAGGAUCCAUUCUAAUUCUUGAUGAGGCCCACAAUGUUGAAGACAUGGCGCGUGAUGGUGGAACUGUGGAUAUUGAAGAAGAUGUGCUUCAUGCACUUCAGGCCGAAUUGGGGCAGUUGUGCAUGAAUGAUAAUCUUGAGAUGACAUACAGACCACUAUAUGAUGUCAUUCAGGGAAUUGUAGGUUGGAUCAAUAUCAGGAAAGAUAAUUUGCAGAGAUGUGAAUUUGAGCAUUAUUUGUCAACUUGGACUGGCGACAAGGCCAAGCAACAGCUUCAACAAAUUGGAAUUUCUCAACAAUACUUUCCUGUUCUUCAAGAAUGUGCCACAAAGGCCAUCAAAGCAGGAGCCGAGGCAGUUCCCGGUGAAACACAUUUAACUGGCAUUUCAUUAAUAACCCUUGAAGGACUAUUCUCCUCGCUCAGUUAUUUUUUCUCUGGAAAUGGAUGUCAUGCAAAUGAUUAUCAGCUUGCAUUGCAACGCUAUGUCAAGCGAGAUGGGAGUAAUGCUGCCAGUGACUGGACAAUCUCUCUAAGCUUGUGGUGCUUAAACCCUGCUGUCGUGUUUAAAGAGAUUGCAGAUUUGUCUCUCUCCGUGAUUUUGACAUCAGGAACACUCUCUCCUUUAAAUUCUUUUUCAUCUGAGCUUGGUGUAAGGUUCGACACUUGCAUGGAAGCACCACAUGUAAUUAAUGCAGAGUCUCAGCUUUGGGCAGCAGUAGUCUCUUCUGGUGUGGGUAACAUUCAGUUAAAUGCUAGCUAUAGAUCUGCUGAUAGUUAUGCUUUCCAGGAUUCACUGGGAGCAACAUUGGAGGAAAUUUGUAAGAUUGUACCAGGAGGUGCCCUUGUUUUCUUCCCUAGUUAUAAACUGUUAGAGAAGCUACAUGCUCGUUGGCAUAAGACAGGCCAAUGGUCUAGGUUGAAUGCACAAAAAGAGAUCUUCAUUGAGCCAAAAGGAAGUACCAAUGAGUUUGAGCCAGUUCUGAGAGGUUACUAUGAUGUGAUUUCUGGAAAAAGUAAAGCUUUUACAGGAAAAAAUAGGCUUGGUUUAAAGCGGAUGCUUAAACAUUCAAGUUUUAAGGAAUCUCACCAAAAUCUAAAUAAAGGAGCUGCUUUUCUUGCUGUUUGUCGAGGAAAGGUAUCAGAAGGAAUUGACUUUUCGGAUGACAAUGCAAGAGUAGUUGUAAUUGUUGGUAUUCCAUUUCCGAACAAGAAUGACAUUCAGGUGAUGUUGAAAAAGAAAUUUAAUGACACUUACAAGUCGUCAAAAAAUCUCUUAAGUGGGAGUGAAUGGUAUUGUCACCAAGCAUUCCGUGCCUUAAACCAAGCUGCAGGUCGUUGCAUCAGACACAGAUUCGAUUAUGGAGCUAUAAUUUUGCUAGGUAUGAUCAGCCAUCCAAUAUUUUCUUUUUGA